AUGUCCGGUCUUAUGCUGAAUGCGUUCAGUGCGAAUGAUGUUCAACGUAUGUCACAGUAUGGUAUCAAAUUUACAAAUAUAAUUCAACGACCGACAAAAGCUAUUUCCGAUAUGACAAAAGAUGAAAUUCAGCUUGGUGCCGAACUGUUAUUGCAAAAAGUCAAAUUUUACAAACCAAAGAUUGUCGUCAACGAAAUGAUCUUAUUGAUACCAAUAUGA
Messenger RNA from Didymodactylos carnosus, 219 nucleotides. NCBI's taxonomy places the organism in Eukaryota, Metazoa, Rotifera, Eurotatoria, Philodinida, Philodinidae. The record is from the annotation of a GenBank genome assembly.